CUAAAGUCAGUGUCAUCAUAAUAAAGCGCAACUGGCAGGGGGUCUGAACCUCUGCCAUUCUUACAAAAGCGUCUCGAAUCCUCCGCGAGUCAAAGCUGAGUGCGCGCAUCCGCCGGGAGAACUUCACGCGCUCUGAGAGGACGCAGGUGUCGCGCGCUUGUGGAGUACCACCUUUGAAACGGUGCGUUUUUAUUUACAUACUUGCUAUUUCCUUUAAUCCUGUGGACUUUGAGAUUGACAUGCUGAGAUGUUUCCCUGAACAACUAUUAUAAAUCAUAACUGCUGUAGUGGUGUGGUGAAUGAUCUUUUGUGUAAACGGAAGAUAUGCCUGCUUAAUUCUGACUGCAUAAAACUUCAAAAGAAGAAAAAAGUUAUUUAAAAGCCAUGCCUCGACCAGGCAAGAACUCCUACAGUGACCAAAAGCCUCCGUACUCCUACAUCUCUCUGACGGCUAUGGCCAUCCAGAGCUCCUCCGAGAAGAUGCUCCCCCUCAGCGACAUCUACAAAUUCAUCAUGGACCGUUUUCCCUAUUACCGCGAGAACACUCAGCGCUGGCAAAACUCGCUCCGGCACAAUCUUUCGUUUAACGACUGCUUCAUCAAGAUCCCCCGCCGUCCCGACCAGCCGGGCAAGGGCAGCUUCUGGGCCCUGCAUCCAGACUGUGGGGACAUGUUUGAGAACGGAAGCUUCUUGCGUCGCCGAAAACGUUUCAAGCUUCUGCGAAUGGAGCAUUCGGCAUGCAAGAGCACCCCGGUGCUCCACUCUUACCACUCUCACCAUCACACUCCGCAUUCUUUGCAUCAAGCCCACCACCAUUCAGGUAAACUGGGCAUGGGCCAUCCAGAGUACCUGGGCACCAUGGGCCGCCUCUCACACUUCCAGAGCUACACGCUGAGUGGCGGGCAGAGUGGCAGUUUUAAGCACCCCUUUGCCAUCGAGAGCCUGAUUGGUCGAGACUAUAAAGGAGUGAUGGCCAGUGGCUUGCCCAUCGCCUCUGUCAUGCAUCACCUUGGUUAUCCUGUGCCUGCUCAGCUCGGUGGCAUGGUCAACUCUGUGUGGCCGCAUGUCGGCAUGCUGUCCGAGUCGGUUCCGGUGUCAUCAGACUACCCUCCGUUUAGCGUGGCCGUAAAGGGGCUGUACCAUCACCCGGGGAACCAGAACAUGCCUGCUGUACCAGUGCCCAUUAAACCCACACCAACUCUGGGUGCAGUUCCUUCUUUGACUGGUAUGACACCAGGAGUAACACAGCUAUGCCCGAGAUCAGCAUCGCUUAUGGAGAGAGAGGCGACGGCUCUCACGGAGGAAAAAAGUGGAUCUCUGCACCCUGCUCUUCUGCAGUCCUGAAACCAAAAAGACAAGGUUCAGAAUUGAGGGUAUGUAGAGCAUGCUUUGGGGGACACAGCUGUGGACUCUUUAUAAUCUUAUCCGAGUUCCACCAAAAAUUGCCAACUUUAUUCCUCAUUGGUCGGGAGAGAAAGAAAUUCACACUGUACUUUUGCAAACUAUGUAUAUUUCUAAGCAUGUAUGUCUAUAUUGUUCAGAGUGCAAAUUGUCUUAUAAUUUGCCUCUGCCAUGUAAAAACAUUUUACUUUAUGUAAAAUAAGAUAUGUGAUAUAAACAUGUUUUAACUAAGUGAACUUUUAGACUUAUUUUUCGUGUCUUUUACAGAGAACAGCUGUUUUUUAAAAACAUUGUACUGUACAAAGGACUGUAAAAAUGUGGGAAAAAGGGAAAAUCUGUCUCUUACAGUGCACUAUAAAUGACCUGUACAUUUUUAAACAUUUAAGCCUUAGAAAUGUUAAGGUUACACAGACUGUACAGAUUUUAACUGUGUGUUUGCACAAACCCUGACACACCUUGCAUGCAUGUAUGCCACUGUUAAAACAGUGAAGUGGAUUCAUGAAAGUCAUGAAUUAACCCAAAGUGAAUUUUGCUAAAGUACUGUAAUAAUGUUAAAUAGAAAAAUCAUUUAUGUUUAAAUAUGUGUAUAUAUGAUCUGAAAUGCUAUGUAAUUAUGUAUAGAAUAUUAUUACUUACAGUAUUUGAAUUGCACUUGUGGUAUUUACUAACACAACAUUGAAAUAUUUACGAAAGCCGAAACAAUCAAAUGUACAGUGAAUAAUAAGCAGGACUGUGUGCAGUUUAACAGUGCAUGUCAAGAUAAAAUGCAAUGAAAUGGAGGCUCUUCUUCAAUAAAAAAUUGCAGAUAUAACAGUGUAAGAUAUGUAAAUUAAUUUUUUUGAGUAAAGUUAUUUUAUAUUUUCUUUCUUUCUUUCUUAUUUGUUAGUUCUGUAAACUAAAUUAUGUAAUUGUAUAAAAAAAAAAUAAAGGCAUACAUGUAGCCAUUUGACAGCAACGAAAAACAAACUGAAUUAUGUAUCUGAUUAAAUCAACCAUUAUAACUAAGAAUAGAAAAUAAAUUGUUUGUGUAUUUACAGUAUUCUGCAUGCCAUUACAAAAGAUUUACAAUAUUCAACUAUUUCCCAUUUAAAGGGCCACAUUUAAACAGUGGCUGAACAUCCACAAAAAUAAAUAGCUUGAUAAUGGCUUUUCUUCCGCAUCAUUUUUGAACAUUAAGACAAUUGUUGCUUUAAGGCAUAAGAUGAAAGUGAAAGAUUCGAUCUGUUUGCCUAACUACAGAAAAUAUGUCUCUGUCCAGCAGUGAAGGAUUCGUUGUAGAGCAACAUGUUGUUGAUGCAGUGUCACUCAGCUGUAUUAAAUGUUGCAUGAUGUUCAGAGCUGUGUUCCCUAUAAGUGCUGUCUGAUCCUUAAUUAGACUGAAUUACUUUUUAAUGAUAAGUAUUUUAUGAAUAUUUCUAAUGGUAAGCAACACAUGUGUUUCACAUAUUGUUAACAGGCCGCCUACCGAACCGAAAAAAAGACCACAAACUACUAAAUCUUUAAUUUAUUUGGUAUGAUUUAAUAUAAUUACGCAAAUUUAAUGCGACAGGACUUCUAGGGAACAAAAGGUUUGUUUGUUAAUGUGAACAAAAAGAUCAAAAUUUACCUGAAACAUCUUUUUUAAUUUCUUUUUUUUUGCAAGAUGUAA
Messenger RNA from Misgurnus anguillicaudatus (oriental weatherfish), 3049 nucleotides. It is a transcript of the gene foxb2, whose product is annotated as forkhead box B2. Gene Ontology annotation, biological process: anatomical structure morphogenesis; cell differentiation; regulation of transcription by RNA polymerase II. The record is from RefSeq and is a predicted model, not a curated record. Gene Ontology annotation, molecular function: RNA polymerase II cis-regulatory region sequence-specific DNA binding; DNA-binding transcription factor activity, RNA polymerase II-specific. Lineage: Eukaryota; Metazoa; Chordata; Actinopteri; Cypriniformes; Cobitidae.